Molecule: messenger RNA, 723 nt
Organism: Asparagus officinalis (garden asparagus)
Lineage: Eukaryota; Viridiplantae; Streptophyta; Magnoliopsida; Asparagales; Asparagaceae
Exons: 2
Coding region: 1-723 (240 amino acids)
Source: RefSeq, a predicted model, not a curated record
AUGAUGAAAAAUCUGAAAAAAUUGAUUGAUGCUAUCUUUCCAUCAUUACAAUCAAAUUCAUCAUCAGCUGAAUACAUGACACAACUUGCUAUUCUUUCAACAAGGAAUGAGUAUGUUGAUGGACUUAAUGAAAAAUUAAUUGCAUUAUUUCCUGGUGAAGCUAAAAUAUUCUUUAGCUUUGAUGAAGCAGUAGAUGACACAAAUAAUUAUUACCAAGAAGAGUUCUUAAACACCUUAAUGCCGAAUGGACUCCCGCCUCACAAAUUGAUUCUUAAAAGAAAUUGUCCGAUCAUGCUGUUACGUAAUCUUGAUCCAUCUAAUGGAAUGUGCAAUGGCACACGAAUGAUCUAUAGAGGAUAUGAAUAUAAUGUUAUCUAUGCUAAAAUCACAAUUGGUCAACAUUCUGGUCAAAAUGUCAUGAUUCCUAGAAUACCAUUAUCUCCAGCUGAAAAUGAGGGUUAUCCAUUCCAAUUUCGUAGAAAACAAUUUCCAAUCCGACUAUGUUUUGCAAUGACAAUAAACAAAGCGCAGGGACAAACAAUACCUUAUGUUGGAGUUUAUUUGCCACACCAUGUAUUCUCACAUGGUCAAUUAUAUGUUGCAUUAUCAAGGGGGAUAUCAAUGAGAACAACUAAGAUUUACACUUACCAACACUGGAAACGUGUUGUCAACAAGUCUUAUCUCAUGGUUUUGGUAUUGACUGAUCCAGAGUCAGAAAUGUGA